Molecule: messenger RNA, 1563 nt
Organism: Penicillium waksmanii
Lineage: Eukaryota; Fungi; Ascomycota; Eurotiomycetes; Eurotiales; Aspergillaceae
Product: cytochrome P450
Exons: 4
Coding region: 1-1563 (520 amino acids)
Molecular function (GO): monooxygenase activity; oxidoreductase activity, acting on paired donors, with incorporation or reduction of molecular oxygen; iron ion binding
Source: RefSeq, a predicted model, not a curated record
AUGGCACUUCAACUACUUUGCCUAUCAGUGCUGACAGCUGCGGCAUUUUUGGGAUUAUGGCGCAUAGUAUACAAUGUAUUCUUUCACCCACUACGGAAAUUCCCCGGACCAUGGAUGGCCGGCGCUACAUCAGGUUGGAAAGCAUACAAGGAAGUUAUCAAGCAAGAGACGCUGGCUCUAGAGCUCUUUGAUCUGCACGAGAAAUACGGUGAAAUUGUUCGGAUCGGACCAAAUGAACUCCAUUUCGGAAAUCCAUCCGCGUUUCAUGAUAUCUAUAACAGCAGCAAGAGAUGGGACAAAGACCCCGGCCUCUACCGAACCCCCGGUGUCACGACUGGGUCUUUCGUGUUCCUGAAAUAUGCCCAGGCCAAGGAGCGCCGUGAGGUUCUUCUUCCCAUUUUUUCCAAAAAGGCAAUUACGAACCUGGAGCAUCUUGUCUGGCGAAAUGCAACCCGCCUCGCCUCCUCAAUUACCAAAACCAACGCAACCAAAAGCUCUAUCGAUCUCCUUUAUGCCUUCCGGUCCUACACCCUCGAUACUAUCAUGUGCUUCACCUUUGGAAACUCUGUGAAUGCGACCGAUGCACCGGGAUUCAGCGACCCUCUGAUCUUAGCGAUGGACGCAAGUCUGAAGCUGCUGCCAUUUUUGAAGAACUUCCCCUUGAUUCGCGAUCUGGUUUUUGCCAUUCCUCCGUCUCUAGUCAUGAAACUCGUUCCUGAUGCUAAACGGCUGGCUCCGCGUCUCUAUCAAGUCCGCGAUCUCAUUCAGCAACAGCUGCAGGUUGUUCUGAAUUGCCCCUCGAAGCUCGACGAAGUGCCCCAUCAAACUCUAUUCCACCGUAUGCUCGAUCCCCAGGCAUACCGAAAAAAGGAGGUCCCAGACCUGACAGCCCUGCACGACGAGGGUUUCACACUUAUCUUCGCGGGUGCGAAUACGGUGGCAGACACACUGCUAAUGGGUCACUGGCAUGCGAUGCAGGAUCCCCUCCUGCUAAAAAUGCUCAGAAGUGAACUUCUGACUGUUUGGCCAGACAUCGAGAAGCAGCCCUUGCUAGCUGAUCUCGAAAGCUUGCCACUGCUCACAGCGACUAUUAAAGAAUCUCUUCGCUUUAUCCCGUCCGGUGUGUCACUAACCCGUGUCGUGCCUGAGACUGGCGCCGUCAUAUCGGGCCAGCAAAUUCCGGGAGGAGCCACGGUCGGCAUGGCGAUCUUGCACGUACACCAGUCUGCUGAAGUCUGGGGUAAGGAUGCUCUGGAUUUCCGGCCUGCGAGGUGGCUAGAGAGCAAGGAGCAAGUAGAGAGUGAAGAUGGAAAGACGAGGCCCAAAUCUCAUAAAAAGAGUGACUUGGAUCACUGGCUUGUGCCAUUCAGUCGAGGUCCUCGCAUGUGCUUCGGGAUGAACCUUGCUUGGGCAGAGAUGUAUAUCGCUUUUGCGACUAUGAUUCGAAACUUUGAUAUGGUUAUUGACGGAACGACGCCUGAGGAUAUGGUGUGGCGAGAGUGCAUUGCAGCCUAUUAUCCUAACAGACACUUGCAUGCAUGGUGCCGUCCCACUCAGGCUUAG